CAUCAACCUUUUUUAUUUUAAAAUGAGUUGAUGUAUUAUCAUCUUAGGCUCCAUUAUAAAUGGAGGUGCAUGGAUUCCAUUAACUUCCAAACAAACACAACAAAGAAAACAACCCAUUGACAUGGAUAUUUUCGCUUUCUUCCCUUCACCCCUUUAUUCAUCAGUAUCAAUUCUCUUAUUUUCUUCGAUCUUCAUAUAUGCCCUGCGAUGGAUGAAAACAUCCAAGGCUGCCCCUAACCUUCCCCCUAGCCCUCCUAAGCUUCCAAUAAUAGGAAACUUGCAUCAAGUGAUAGGUAAAAACUUCCAUCAAAUCCUAUGGAAAGUCUCACGAAAAUACGGCCCUAUUAUGACUGUCCAUUUAGGUGCCACACCAUACGUCAUCAUCUCUUCCAGUGAAUUUGCAAACCAGGCCUUAAAAACCCACGAUCAGAUACUUUGUAAUCGUCCACGUUCCAAGGGUUUCAAACGACUAACCUUCGACUACAUGGACGUUGCUUUCUCCCCUCAUGCUGAUCAAUGGAAGGAGAUGCGAAAGGUUUUGGUAACCGAGUUCUUAGGUUCUAAGAGGAGCAGACUGUUCAAAAAAGUGGUAGACACUGAGGUCAAGGGCAUGCUUGAUUCUUUUUCAUCAAUGCCUUUGAAUACUACCAUUGACCUAGACGAGAGGCUCUUUCAUCUUGUAACCGACAUUGUUAGCAAGGUUGCAGUGGGUAAGAGCUAUAGAGAAGAGACGUUUAGAGGUAAAAAGUUGAAAGAGAUGCUUGAUGAUCUGGUCAUCUCUCUUUGUGGCUCUGUUUCCGAUAUUUAUCCAGGUAGAUUAGGGUUGAUAUUAGACGAACUACUUGGGUUUAAUCGAAGGCUAGAAAAGACUUUCAGUAAUUUCGAUGCCUUUCUUCAAAUGGUUCUUGAUGAGCAUAUUGAUCAUACUGGAACAAGUGACCAUGAAAAAGAUAUGGUUGAUGUAUGCAGAUCUCAGUUGACUACAAACGAAAUGAAAGCCCUUUUGAUGAAUGUGCUAAAUGGAGCAAUUGACACAACUACUACGACAAUGGUGUGGACGAUGUCUGAGAUUAUUAAAAACCCUAGAGUUAUGAAAAAGCUACAAGAGGAAAUUCGAAGAUGCGUUGGAAGAAAAUCAAGCGUUGAGGAAUCAGAUGUUGCAAAUAUGCCAUACUUAAAGUUGGUGGUGAAGGAGGCGUUAAGAUUGCAUUCGACUGUUCCAUUCUUGCUUACAAGAGAAUGCGUAAAGCAUUGUCAGAUUGGUGGGUACGACAUCUUCCCUGGGACAAGAGUGUUGAUAAAUGCAUGGGGGAUAGGAAGGGAUCCAAAAGUGUGGAAAGAGACUGCAUCCAUCUUCAAUCCUGAGCGCUUAGAAAACCUUGAGUUGGAUCGUAGUGAGAUGAUUCCAUUUGGAGGGGGAAGAAGAGCCUGUCCAGCGGCAAGCGUUGCUACUCAGAUCGUAGAAUAUACGAUUGCAAACCUUUUUCACUCUUUUGAUUGGCAACUUCCAAGUGGAAUGAAGAACGAGGAACUGGACAUGGAAGAGGUAGGAUCCUUGAUUGUUGUUAGAAAAACGCCUCUUACCCUUGUGCCCGUGAAGUAUGAGUGGCAAGACUAGUAAUCGUCGAUUUUUGAUGUUAAGAAGAUUUUGAAAGUAAUAAGCAUGUGAUAAUUUUAUUUGGUUACCUCAAUAAGUUCAUUGAAUAUGGGGUUGUGGAUUAGUUGCUAGUGGCAGGUGGACCGAGUGGGGUGGGUUACUGUGUUUCCUUCUUUUGUUCUAUUUUUAUUAAUCUACGAUAAAUUGCGUCUAAUCAACUAAUUUGAAAGCUUUAGAACCAUGGUUUUAUUUAAUGUUUUGAGUUUGAAUGUGUCAUGGUAGCCCCAUAAACGUUAUUUUAUCUGUUAAUGUUAUUAUUGUACCAUGUUUGGAUCAUAUUUGGUUAUUAACAUUUUUUUCAUGGUUUUCCAUGUUUUAAAAUAUUCAAAAAGUAUUUCAAAAAGACCAUUACUAGAAGAAGAAAGUGCACAAACAAUUACAAAGAUGAUUUGACAUGAAAGGUGUUAUUUUUUGUUGCAAAAAUUAUCUACAUGUGAUUUGGGUUUUCAUAUCUUUUUCUGUUGAUUAUAUAUUUUCAUAAAUAAAUUUUUAACAUAUUUUUAUUAAUUAUUACUAUUAUUAUGACUUGUAAUUAAUCCCCUUCUCCAACCAUUCGAGACGUCUCAUAUCAUUAUUAAUGUAUUAUUGUAUUGUACAUUUAGAUAGUGUGUAUUUGUAUUUAGCGCAGCAGUUACUCAGCUCAUAGGACCCAUGUAAUCUUGUAUUUAAUCAUUGCUAUUAUAAUUCUUCUUCAUUGAGC
Messenger RNA from Lactuca saligna, 2357 nucleotides. The record is from the annotation of a GenBank genome assembly. NCBI's taxonomy places the organism in Eukaryota, Viridiplantae, Streptophyta, Magnoliopsida, Asterales, Asteraceae.